GGGAGCUCAUUGUGCGGAGUGAUCUGAUACGGACUACACCCAGCCGCUGCCUCACUGCCCUGGCUUUCUUUGCUGCCCCAGCCUUGACGUUGGUUAACGUCGGAGUGUGGGUUAGAUUGGAGACUCUAAAUUCGCCUGUUGGUUUUCUUCCAAUUCGGCUGUCUUUUGAUUGGCAACCUCACUUCCAAAGCUGUAGGGAUUUUUAUAUAGCAUCAAUUUCUUGAAUAUGUCUUGGCAAAGCUACGUGGAAAACCUGAUGGCCGAUGGCAGCUGUCAGGAUAGCGCCAUUGUUGGGUAUACGGACGCCAAAUAUGUUUGGGCAGCACAUGCCGGUGGUACAUUCAACAAUAUCACGUCUCAAGAAAUUGAUGUCCUUAUUGGUAAGGACAGGGAGACCUUUUACACCAGCGGUCUCACUCUGGGCUCAAAGAAGUGUUCAGUCCUCAGAGACAGCCUCCAGGAUGACGGGGACUGGACAAUGGACAUCAGGACAAAGAGCCAAGGAGGAGAACCUACAUACAAUAUCUCUGUGGGAAGAGCUGGAAAAGUAUUGGUUUUAGUCAUGGGAAAGGAGGCGGUCCAUGGUGGAAAUCUUAACAAGAAAGCACAUGCAAUGGCUGAGUACCUGAGGAGGUCUGGAUAUUAAGCAACCUCUCCACCCAUCCAUCAACUUAGCAGCUCACUCCCACUCACUGCAUUGUGUCGACACUACUUCCAGGAUUAGAUGGCAUACAAUGUAACUUCCUCCCCAGUCUACUUUUUAUAUACAGCCUUUUGUUUGCUAAACUCUCCCCACCCUCCUUUCUUUUUUUUUUUCUUUCUUUUUUUUUUUUUUUUUUAAAAAGGACAAAACCAUCCCCACUUUAACAUUGUACUUCUCAUGUUUUGGCACUACAGUAAUGGCAUGUUCUUUGAAAUGUUUAAUAACCAAAAGAGUGUGUGCAAACAAUUAUUGCAAGUGUAAUAAAAGUGUUAAACAAAUUUGGACUCUCCUUGUUUAACAUUCACUUAGUGACUAGCUAAUAUACCAUGGGGAAGUACACAUGUAAUGGUGGUGACAGUUUGCAUAGUUGUGCUUUUUUGAGCAUUACUAAAAUAUGCCGGGGUCAUUUUUUGUUAGUUUUUUAUUUUAAAUCAGCAUGUGGGCAUUUAAAAGUUGCAUGCAUACACCUCUUUAGCAUACAAAUCCCAGUCCUAUCUUCUCUCUGUCCCAGUGUAAUAUUCCAGCCAAAACCAUCUUCUCAUCUGCCUCCAUCUUCAAGUCUUCGGUAGCCUCCAUUAAAGAAAUGGCAAAUUUCCUCUGACAAAGUCCUGUAUGUGUGUACCGAUUCGCCACCUUCGGGCAUAACUUCUUUUACCCUUCAUCUCAUGCUUUUGCUGUCGUACCUGAAUGUGGUCUUAAAAGUUAAUGAUGUGGUGUUGGGCUGUUUGACUGUAGUGUAAGGUCAGCAUUGCUGAGGUCUCAAGAUAUUGUCGUGAUACUUCCACACAUCCUGGAGUCUCAGUGGACAUUCCACCUCUGUGACGGCUCAAGACACUUGUCAGUCAGCUCCUGCUAUUUGUAAAUUUUGCUGUGAAUCACUACACGUUAUGUGAAGUUAUUUUCCCCCCUUCCCUUUGGACCAAUUGUCAGUAUAAGAGGAUUAUCAGAAUUACUUCAGCUUAUUCUGAUGGAUGAUUGUUGGCAUCACCUGUUGACUGUAAAUCAUUAAGACAACUUCAGAUGACUGUAAAACAUUUAACUGCUUCUUUAGACUUCAACACUACUUAAACUUUUCAUCACUAACUGAUUUGUUGCUAACUUCAUGUCCGUUAACCAAUGAAAUGGCAAUGUCAUUUUACUACAGUAUGAAUGCAUUUUGACUGUAAACCCAGGCUGUUGGGCCUUGGAAUUAUUUGCCUUGUGCUUUAGUCAUCAAAGGUGUAUUCACAAAUUGUCAUAGUACGGUACUUAGAAGUAUAUUUAAAAGAAAAAAUGAUGCUGUGUACACUAAACAUAUUGAAAAUGGUGUUGGUUGGAAUAAGAACAUUUGUAAGUUGUCUUGUGAAAAUUUUCUGAGAAUAAUUGUGUAUUCUGUGCCAUAAAAUCGAUCUGAUCUGUUGCUACUACAAGUUGGAUUUUUAACUGCUGCCCCAGCAAGAAGUAACUUUUAAUGGCACUUUCCUAAGGGAUAUUUUGGCAUCAGUAAUCUCCAGACUUUGUGGAAUAUGUACAGAAUUAAACGACAGAAAAAUAUGUUUGCAAUAUUUUGUCUUUUUUUUUUUUUUGAGAUGGAAAUUCCUUCUGCCACAAAAUCUGCUAUUUCAAAUGCCAUGAAUUGAUGAGACAUCUUGUUUACAGACAGAUCAAAUAAAAGUUAUUCCAACCAGAGGUAAAGCCAA
Messenger RNA from Seriola dumerili (greater amberjack), 2382 nucleotides. Its product is annotated as profilin-2-like. Gene Ontology annotation, biological process: positive regulation of actin filament bundle assembly; actin cytoskeleton organization; regulation of actin filament polymerization. The record is from RefSeq and is a predicted model, not a curated record. The transcript has 3 exons. The coding region runs from base 227 to 646 and encodes 139 amino acids. Lineage: Eukaryota; Metazoa; Chordata; Actinopteri; Carangiformes; Carangidae. Gene Ontology annotation, molecular function: actin binding. Gene Ontology annotation, cellular component: cytoplasm.